Molecule: messenger RNA, 2295 nt
Organism: Naumovozyma dairenensis CBS 421
Lineage: Eukaryota; Fungi; Ascomycota; Saccharomycetes; Saccharomycetales; Saccharomycetaceae
Gene: SGV1
Product: cyclin-dependent serine/threonine protein kinase SGV1
Exons: 1
Coding region: 1-2295 (764 amino acids)
Biological process (GO): protein phosphorylation
Cellular component (GO): nucleus
Molecular function (GO): cyclin-dependent protein serine/threonine kinase activity; ATP binding
Source: RefSeq, a predicted model, not a curated record
AUGGCUGAUUCUAAGACUGACAUAUCGGUAAAUACGGAAGAAAUGAAGUCCCCAAUAAGUCAUGCCAAUGCUUCUUAUUCAUCUGAGUUCAAAUAUAAGAUUGGUAAAGUCAAACAAACUCCUGUAGUUCAAACUGAUCCUAAAACAGGCCUCACAUUUAUAGAAUUGAAAGCAAGGCCUAAUGAGAAAGUUUAUGGUUGUACCACUUUUGCUAACAAUUAUAGAGAAGAUAAGAAACUAGGUCGAGGGACAUUUGGUGAAGUUUAUAAAGGUAUCCAUUUAGCCACUCAGAGACAAGUUGCCAUGAAGAGAAUAUUAGUUAAUGUUGAAAAGGAUCUUUUCCCUAUCACAGCUCAACGUGAGAUUACAAUACUUAAAAAACUGAAUCACAAAAACAUAUUGAAACUAUUAGAAAUGGUCUAUGAUUAUCCACCUGAUUCAUCGUCAUCUUCCUCCUCCUCUUCAUUAUCGUCUAAAAACAACAAAAAAGAAUCACCAUCAAGUCAGAAUGACCCCAAAUUCUUUUAUAUGAUUCUCCCAUACAUGGUUUCUGAUCUAUCAGGUAUAUUACAUAACCCAAGAGUAAACUUGGAAAUGAAAGAUAUUAAAAAUAUGAUGCUACAAUUAUUAGAAGGGGUGAAUUAUAUUCAUUGUCAAAAAUUCAUGCAUAGAGAUAUUAAAGCUGCAAAUAUUCUUAUAGAUCAUAAAGGUAUAAUAAAAUUAGCAGAUUUUGGUUUAGCAAGAGUUUAUUACGGUUCACCUCCAAAUUUGAAAUAUCCAGGUGGCGCCGGGUCUGGUGCCAAAUAUACGUCAGUCGUUGUGACGAGAUGGUAUAGAGCUCCAGAAUUAGUAUUAGGCGAUAAACAUUAUACUACAGCAGUCGAUAUUUGGGGAGUUGGUUGUGUUUUCGCGGAAUUGUUUGAAAAGAAACCUAUACUUCAAGGUUCUACCGAUAUUGAUCAGGGGCAUGUUAUAUUCAAACUAUUGGGUACCCCAACGGAGGAAGAUUGGAAACUAGCUAAAUACUUACCAGGUGCGGAAUUAACAAAGACAACUUAUAAGAGUACAUUAGAAGAAAGGUUCGGUAAAUGGCUAGAUAAGACCGGAUUAGACUUCUUAAGACAACUAUUAGCAUUAGAUCCUUAUAAAAGAUUGACAGCAAUGUCUGCUGUUAGGCAUCCCUUUUUCAAGGAAGAACCAUUACCUUCUGGACAAUUAAGUUUACCUUGUGAGGAAAGCCAUGAAGCAGAUAUUAAACGGUAUAAAGAAGAAAUGCAUCAAGCAAUGUCGUUAAAGGCACCUUCAGCUCCUCAAGGUCAUCUAGUGGAAAAAUCUAAUCCGUCAUCAACAAGAGUUUCAGUAGCACAUAAUGGGUCUGUUUUGGAAAGGAAACAAAUACCAACAGGUCCAGGACCCAAACAAUCUAAAGCAGAAUUACCGCCAAAACCUUCAACAGAGAUGGAAUAUAAACCUCCUAUGCCAACAGGUUCCAGACUAGGUCCCUCACGUUAUUCUCAAAAUAAAAUCAACCAAAGACCCAAUCAAGAUUAUCGAAAUAAUUAUAUCAAUCCCUCCCAUCAUAAUGAAAAUACACGUAGCACGCAAGGUUCUUAUUUUCAACAUAGUAGUAAUACUAGUGCGGAAUUGCCAAGAAAACGUUCAUACAGUAAUGAUAAGAAUAAUAACUAUGGACUACCAAGCAGACCAGCCAAUGUUAGACCUCAUCCUCAUCUAGCUUCUCCUUCAGGAAGAGGACUACCACAAAAACCACCUGCUCUACAAAUAAAUAGUCGAUAUAAUGCGGUGCCAAACUUCAAUAAUACAAUAUCGGCACAAAAGAAACCUCAGCCCCCAACUGGACCAGCGAGAAUACCACCAAGGGGACCAAUAUCCAGAUAUUCAGGCACUUCUGCAAACAGUUUAAAAAUAGAGUCACCACCACAUAAAAAGCAGGACAUUUCAAGGGAGGAAAAGCAUGCUCCCUCCAAGGAUAAUGGGGGCUCUCUUUUCAGUAGAAUUGGUGUUAGUGAACAGUAUGAAGCAAGACAACAACAGAGAAGGAAUUCAAGGCAAUACAAUAACAACGACCAGGCGCCUUCAUCGCAUAAGAACGGAUAUCAUAUACAACCUCCACCACCACAGCAGCAAAAUCCAAAUUAUGGUUGGGCAAACACUAAAAAACAGGCAGGAGACAAUAGUAGCACAAGGAAACACAACACCAACAAUAAUCAAGGAAUUCACCCGAAGUAUAUAGAAGAUGAUUCUGGAAAUGAAGAUAUUGCGGACCUAUAUUGA